Molecule: messenger RNA, 4342 nt
Organism: Gossypium raimondii (Peruvian cotton)
Lineage: Eukaryota; Viridiplantae; Streptophyta; Magnoliopsida; Malvales; Malvaceae
Exons: 25
Coding region: 83-3946 (1287 amino acids)
Biological process (GO): DNA repair; replication fork processing
Cellular component (GO): nuclear replication fork
Molecular function (GO): ATP binding; nucleic acid binding; endonuclease activity
Source: RefSeq, a predicted model, not a curated record
AACUUCAUUUCAAAACCCUAACAACCCCCCGCCCCUUCCCCCCUAAACAGACAAAACCCAAAGAAAAAAAAAACUUACAGUAAUGAAGCUUACAGAAGGAGAAAGAAAGCAAGCGGAAGCUAACCGGUUAGCUGCAAUCGCAAAGCGAAAAGCGCUACUACAAUCCUCCAGUGCAGACAUUCACUGUCAAGAAAACCAAUCUCAUUAUUGGAGGCUCGCCAAGUGCCCUAAACUCGCAAACGACAAUGCCCAGAUCCCAAAACGACCUCAAGAUUCGAAAUCGAUGCCAGUUUCCAGUACCCAAUUGUCUAAAAAGUUCCAGGCCAGGCUCGAAAUUUGCUCCCCUGACACUUUCUCGAUCACCCCGGAGACGCUGAAGGGUUGUCUGUACCCGGGCGAUGAAGAGUGCUUGCGAAGAUUGGGGGAUGUUUUAUAUGAUGUUAUGCACUCACAUUACACCCAAGACAGUGGAGGUCGAAAGGCAUGUGUUUAUAAGCUCAGGGAUUAUGGUUCUGUUUUGUCAUGUUUAAGGAAGUCAAAGGAUAUUGAGAUCAAGGAGAUACCCCAUUUAACACUAAGAGUUGUUGAAACAUUUUCACAUUGCUUUGUUGCUGGACAAUGGAGACCGUGUAGACCAGAACAUCUAUCUGAUGAGGAUGUUGAUGAAUUAAUCACAAAGCUACCGGAAACACUAUUGAAUUCACUUCUGCCUUUUCAACUUGAAGGUAUCAAAUUUGGUUUGCGAAGGGGCGGUCGGUGUCUAAUUGCAGAUGAAAUGGGGCUUGGCAAAACAGUCCAGGCUAUUGCUAUUGCUGGUUGUUUCAUUAAUGAAGGUUCUAUUCUCGUUGUUUGCCCUGCUGUUUUGCGUUAUUCAUGGGCAGAAGAAUUGGAGCGGUGGCUACCCUUUUGUUUACCUUCUGAUAUACAUCUUGUUUUUGGUCAUCGGGAUAAUCCUGCCUACUUAGACAAAUAUCCUAGAGUUGUGGUUAUUUCUUACACUAUGCUUAAACACUUGCGGAAGAGCAUGCUUGAACAUGAAUGGGCUUUAUUAAUAGUUGAUGAAUCUCACCAUCUACGAUGUUCACGAAAAUCAACUGAAUCAGCAGAGAUACAAACAGUUCUUGAUUUGGCGGAGAAGGUCAGGCGUAUAGUACUCUUAUCAGGAACACCUUCUUUGUCAAGGCCAUAUGACAUUUUUCAUCAGAUAAAUAUUUUGUGGCCUGGUUUGUUGGGAGUGACCAAGUACAAGUUUGCAGAAACUUACUGUGAUGUCAACUUUGCUCAGACCACUCAAGGUUUUAAGGAUUUCUCAAAGGGUGUUCGCUUGGAGGAGUUGAAUGUGUUACUUAGCCAAACAGUCAUGAUAAGACGUCUGAAGGAACAUGUCCUGGUCCAGUUACCUCCCAAACGUCGGCAGCUUAUAAGGUUGCAUUUGGAGAAAUCAGACAUAGCUUCAGCCAAGGCAGCUGUCAGUUUUUCCAACGCUGAUGCUUUUGAAAAUAAUGCUUCCAACGAUAUUGCUAUGGAGAAACUGGGCGGAAACAAUGAUGGCAUUCACAAUUGCAAUUCUAGUGAACUUUCUUAUCAAGAACUUGGUGUUGCAAAGCUUCGUGGAUUUCGUAAAUGGUUUUCUAAUCACCCACUAAUUGCAAAUUCAGAUGGCGUGGAAGAAUUUGGUUUAAACUCCAGUUCUCAUAAAAUGAUAAUUUUUGCCCAUCACCAUAAAGUUCUUGAUGGAAUACAGGACUUCAUAUGUGAGAAAGGAAUUAGUUUUGUCCGUAUUGAUGGAACCACACUUCCAAAAGAUCGACAAUCAGCUGUACUGUCAUUUAAAUCACCAAAUGGGGCCAAAAUUGCAAUAAUUGGAAUAACUGCUGGGGGUGUUGGACUUGAUUUUUCAUCAGCAAAACAUGUUGUGUUCUUGGAGUUGCCUCAGUCACCAUCUUUGAUGCUUCAGGCUGAGGAUAGAGCUCACAGACGAGGGCAAACAAGUGCGGUCAACAUUUACAUCCUCUGGGCAAAGGAUACGUUGGAUGAGUCACAUUGGCAAAAUCUAAACAAGAGUCUGCACCGUGUUUCAUCUACAACAAAUGGAAAAUAUGACGCAAUGAAAGAGAUAGAAGUUGAAGGCAUUUCUUAUAUGGUUACACCGGAUACAAAUUGCAAACAUAAAAUUUUGGUGAAAGAAACACCUGGAAAACUUUCAGUAGAUUUAGAGCAGCUGCCAGACCCUGAAUGUUCCCAGGAAUUGCAGCCUUCAGAAGCAUUUGCUGAUGUUGCUGUUGAAAUGAAUGAUGGAUCUGACACAAUGAAUCAAACUGGUGACAGCUACAAUGACAGUGAUGUUAAAGGCAUUUCUGAUAUGGUAACACCUUAUGCAAAUUGUAAGCAAAAAAUUUUGAUGAAAGAAGCACCUGGAAAACUUUCACUGGACUUAGAGCAGCAGCAAGACCCUGAAUAUUCCCAGGAUUUGCAGCCUUCAGAAGCAUUUGCUGAUGUUGCUGUUGAAUUGAAUGACAGAUCUGACACAAUGAAUCAAACUGGUGACAGCUACAGUCAUAAUGAUGGUGGUGUGGUUCCUGAUCGACAACUCCAAGAUCUUAAUUCCAUGGGAAAUGAAAAAGAAUUGCAUCCUUCUGCAGCUGAUAUUGGACGAUGCGACGUAUGCCCUCCUUUUAAAAUGGAUAACAGAAGCGAAGAUCAAAAUCCACUGCCAAAUGGAAAGAUAACCACAGCAGAUGUUGGUGCACUAGUUCAACCAUCAGACGCUGAAUGUAAUACUAUUCAAGUUGAUUCUCUGCGGUUUGAGGUAAGUGCCCAUACUGGAAGAAUCCACCUGUAUUCCUGCAUCCAAGGGAAAGAUUUGAGACCUGUGCCACUUUUUGAGAAUUUUCGACAAGAGGAAAUUGAGUUAGAAAAUGCUCUUGCUUGUGGUAGUAAGGAAACGGUUUCCAAAUAUUUCAAGGACAACCCCACAUAUAGGCAUGCUCUUUGGGCCUUCAUUGAUGAAUGGAAUAAUCUAAGACCCAUUGAACAAAGAAAACUACGCGGAAAGCCUUUGCAACUCCCUUUGUCUGUUGAGUUAUGCUACUUGAAGGAAAGCAUUAACCAUAAUACUGGGGGACUGCUAAAAGGUGGGAGCAAGCGCCGCACAACACCUUUUUGUGAGAUAAAUGUUUCUUUGCCUCCAAAUGCUGUGUGGAAAAAGGUCCAUCUACAGCGUAGUUACAGUAAAAAGGAGAAAGAGUAUACUCAGGGUUGGACGCUGACUGGUGAACCACUCUGUAAACUCUGCCAAAAACCAUGCGAGGGGAGAAAUGCCAAGAGUCCUGAAUAUUUUGAGGAUCUUUUUUGUAAACUUGGCUGCUAUGAAGAAUACCGCCUAAGAACUAGCAGCAGUUUCAUCCGUGAGGAACUUUUUCAACUUGAGCACGGUAUCUGCACAAAUUGCCAAUUAGACUGUCACCAACUUGUGAAGCACUUAAAACCUUUAACAUUAGAGAGGCGGCGGGAGUAUAUUGCAAGAGUAGCACCAAAGAUUGCAAGUCAGAAGAGCUUGGUUGACAAGCUUGUUAGUGAUCCUUCCGAGGGCAAUGCAUGGCAUGCGGACCACAUUGUCCCUGUUUAUAGAGGCGGAGGUGAAUGCAGGCUAGAGAAUAUGAGGACCCUUUGUGUGGCCUGUCAUGCUGUUGUUACUGCAGCACAAUGCACUGAACGUCGUUCAAUUCGGGCCAAAGCAAAGAAAAAGCUUAAAGCCAUCAUGGCUGGCCUCAAAAAAGCCGAGAAUAUGGAAAAUAAUUCUUCUUGUGGAAAGGAUCAGGGACCCUCAGAGAUAGUUGAGGACAUACCAGAGGAUGAACUUCUAGUCAAUGUACCUGGUAGUGCUUAUUCUGGGGGAGUAAACUACAACAUUCAAUCUGAGUUGAAGAAUCCCCCAAACCCUUAAUGGUCAUCAAACUGAAAAGUGAAAAAGCAUCCUCCAUGUCAUCCUAUAAUGUCUUGCAUUGGCUAACUUGAACUCGUCCCUUUUGAUCUGUUAUGUACAACAUCGACACAAUCUUCCAACAGAGGUAUGUAUCUGAAACGUUUGCUCAUAUACUUUUAUAGGUUUUUGCUGGUUGGUGACGAAGAUCUGCUAUACUCUCGGGGCUAUCUAACAAUCUCAAGGGGAAAUACUUGAUGAAUGCCAUAUACUUGUGGGAUAUGUAUAUAUAUGUAUAUAGCCUGUAAAUUGGCCAUCAUGGUUGCAAUCCAGUUAUAUUGAUAUUUUUUAUCCAUUUUGUAUACAUAUCAUUCUUUUUAUUUAAUAGUAAUGGCACAGUGAUGAUGCCAAUAUCCAAAA